CAUGUUUCUUCAUAAAGCUCUAAUCCAGUUAUUAAUAACAGCCCAGUGAGCUCCUGAUCUACCAAGAGCAUAUUGUGUUUUUCACCAGAAAGAGAUUAUUCCCUUGACUUUGGACUUUUCUUAUUGAACCCCUGAACAGAACCAAGGUUGCUAGGAGACCACCUGUGCUGAAUGCACUUGGUCUAGCAAGAGCAGAUCGAGGAGAAAAAUAGAUCCAAAAACCCAAGAAGCUGUUUACCUACCACUACCUGGGAUUAAUUCAGCAAGCAGGAAUAUUCUGAAUAUGACUGGAAAAGGCUGGAUAUUAAUUUCUACUACUACCCCCCAAAGUCUGGAAGAUGAAAUUUUGGGAAGACUUCUAAAAAUUUUAUUUGUUUUAUUUGUUGAUUUAAUGUCUAUUAUGUAUGUUGUUAUAACUUCAUAGAAAGCUGACUGUGCAUUUCAAAUUAAAUUCCAGUGAAUAAAGAUUUGUAUUUUAA
Sciurus carolinensis (gray squirrel) is the source of this 479-nucleotide messenger RNA. It is a transcript of the gene Mrln, whose product is annotated as myoregulin. The record is from RefSeq and is a predicted model, not a curated record. Bases 284 to 424 code for a protein of 46 amino acids. The transcript is spliced from 3 exons. Lineage: Eukaryota; Metazoa; Chordata; Mammalia; Rodentia; Sciuridae.